Molecule: messenger RNA, 2124 nt
Organism: Alligator sinensis (Chinese alligator)
Lineage: Eukaryota; Metazoa; Chordata; Crocodylia; Alligatoridae
Product: integrin alpha-4
Exons: 19
Biological process (GO): cell-matrix adhesion; integrin-mediated signaling pathway; cell adhesion mediated by integrin
Cellular component (GO): integrin complex; external side of plasma membrane
Molecular function (GO): integrin binding
Source: RefSeq, a predicted model, not a curated record
AUGAGGUAUAAGGUGGAAUUUUCCAAUAUGAAGCCAAAACAAAAAAGCAAAGCUAAAAUGAAAUGGCAAAGCCAAGAGGAAAUUAACCCAAAUCGUCCACAAAUUCUUCAGAUGGAUAAAAAACAUUUUGCUGAAAAGCUUGUGGCAGGAGCCCCCAAAGCAGACUGGUCUGCAAAUAGCUCUGUGGUCAAUCCAGGAGCGAUUUUCAGAUGCAGGAUCAGGAACAAUCCAAAUGGCACUUGCGAACAGCUCCAGCUGGGCAAUCCUGCUGGAGAAUUUUGUGGAAAGACAUGUUUAGAAGAAAGGGAUAAUCAAUGGCUGGGUGUUAGCAUGUCUAGGCAGUCAGGAGAAAAUGGAUCCAUUGUCGCCUGUGGACAUAGGUGGAAAAAUGUAUUUUACGUAAAAAAAAAUGAACACAAACUUCCUUGCGGUUUAUGUUUUGCUGUUCCUUCUGAUUUUCGAGUACAGUUGAGUAAAAGAAUAUGUCCUUGCUAUAUAGAUCAUGUGCGAAAGUUUGGAGAGAACCAUGGGUCAUGUCAGGCUGGGAUGUCUAGUUUUUACACUGAGGAUUUAAUUAUAAUGGGAGCUCCAGGAUCAUAUUACUGGACUGGUUCUAUCUUUGUUUACAAUUCAACUGCGAAUACAUUUCGAGCUUACACAGAUUCAAAUAAUCAAGUGAAAUUUGGAAGUUAUUUAGGAUAUGCUGUUGGAGCUGGCCAUUUUCUAACACCAACUAGUAUAGAAGUAGUUGGAGGAGCUCCCCAACAGGAGCAGACGGGUAAGGCAUAUAUUUUUAGCAUUGAAGAGAAGCAAUUAAAAAUCCUGUCCGAGUUAAAGGGUAAAAAGCUUGGUGCUUAUUUUGGAGCUGCUGUUUGUGCGGUGGAUCUCAAUGCAGACGGCUUUUCAGACUUACUGGUUGGAGCUCCAAUGCAAAGCAAAGUCAGGGAAGAAGGCAGGGUUUAUGUUUACAUCAAUUCGGGGUCUAAAGCUGAAAUGAAAGAACUGGAGCUAGAACUAGCUGGAAGUGACUCAUAUGCGGCAAGGUUUGGAGAAUCCAUAGCCAAUCUAGGAGACAUUGAUAAUGAUGGUUUUAAAGAUGUGGCUAUUGGGGCUCCACAGGAAGACAACCAGGAAGGAGCUAUUUACAUAUACAAUGGCAGAAAAGAUGGGAUAACUGCAUCCUUCUCACAGAGAAUACAAGGGCACAGAAUCAGCAACACUUUAAGCAUGUUUGGACAUUCCAUAUCAAGUGGCAUUGAUGCUGAUAACAAUGGUUAUCAAGAUGUAGCAGUUGGUGCCUUUCUCUCUGAUUCUGCGGUGCUGCUGAGAACAAAACCAGUUGUAAUUGUUGAAGCAUCUUUAAAACACCCCGAUACAGUAAAUCGAACUAAUUUAGAGUGUGUGGAAAAUGGCCAACCUGCUGUGUGUAUGAAUUUGAUGGUCUGUUUUACAUAUAAAGGACGAGAGGUACCUGGCUAUAUUGUAUUGUUUUAUAAUCUAAGUGUAGACGUGACAAGAAAGGCAGACACUCAGGCAAGGUUUUACUUUUCUUCUAAUGGAACAUCAGCUACGACCUCUGGAAGUGCAAAGGUUUACAACAACAAUGUUACCUGCAAACUUCAUCCAGCAUUUAUGAGGAAAGAUGUAAGGGAUAUCCUGACUCCUAUACACGUAGAAGCAGCUUAUCAUCUUGGACAUCAUGUUCUAAAGAAAAGAAGUAUGAGAAGUGUAGAGGACUUCCCACCCCUUCAGCCAGUUCUUCAGAGGAGGAAAGACAGAGAUAUUAUAAAAAGCAAGAUUGUUUUUGCAAGAUUUUGCACCCAAGAGAACUGUUCAGCUGACUUGAAAGUUUCUGGGAAGCUUGCAUUUCCAAAACCUAAUGAAAAGAAGACAUAUCUUGCAGUAGGAAGUAUGAAGACUUUACUGUUGAAUGUUUCUCUUUACAAUGCUGGGGAUGAUGCAUAUCAAACUGGCCUCCACAUCCAACUCCCAAAAGGCCUGUAUUUCAUCAAAAUUCUAGACCUGGAAGAAAAAACGAUACAUUGUGAUGUAUUAGAUAAAGAAGCUCAUUCAGUGAGACUUCACUGCAGUGUUGGCUAUUUAUAUGUAGACCAACAGUCAAAG